Aspergillus versicolor CBS 583.65 is the source of this 2261-nucleotide messenger RNA. RefSeq lists its product as uncharacterized. Gene Ontology annotation, biological process: positive regulation of transcription by RNA polymerase II. The transcript is spliced from 4 exons. Gene Ontology annotation, cellular component: nucleus. Lineage: Eukaryota; Fungi; Ascomycota; Eurotiomycetes; Eurotiales; Aspergillaceae. Gene Ontology annotation, molecular function: DNA-binding transcription factor activity, RNA polymerase II-specific; zinc ion binding; transcription cis-regulatory region binding. The record is from RefSeq and is a predicted model, not a curated record. Bases 134 to 1774 code for a protein of 546 amino acids.
CAAACAGCCUGGAGAAAUGAUUAACUGAUAUCUUCGGAAACGCGUCGGAUGUCCGUCGGAUCAGCAUUGGCUCUGAUAAGCCAGACUCCGUCGCUUCUCCUCAUCUCCAACUGUGAUACGGACCACCAUCAUCAUGAACACCCCAGGACAAGCAUGCGCCAGAUGCGCACAGAUUAAGCAGCGUUGCGACGGCGGCACUCCCUGUUCCCGCUGUGCCCGCCUCGGGCACAUAUGCGAAGCCAAGCCCAAGAUAGAUCCUAUGUCCAGCCAAGAACAGACACAGAUUCAGACACAGGCCCGACGGCCGCGUGCCUCGCGAUCCCGCGCCGGCUGCCUGUCUUGCAAGCAGCGGAAGAAGAAAUGCGACGAAGCACGUCCCCGCUGCAGCGAUUGCCGCCGGCUGAAUCUCCCAUGCCGCUGGAGGAGUUCCGUCUCUCAUGUGGAGCAUCAAGACCCGUCGCAAAGCGUGCCUGUAUCCGACACGGCCACGGCCCUCCCCAGUAUGUCGCCUACCCGCGAAGACUGGAGUGUACCGUCCGAUCAGAGCGCCAGUUCAUCAUCCGUAUCCGAAACCUACCCUGAGACCUUUGAAGAUAAUAUACAGUUGGAGAUCGUAGUAACGCCCGUCGGAUCGCGCGGGGACAUCCCAUAUCUGGAAAACGAGGAGGACCGCUCGCUGUUCAACCACUACUUGCACACCGUGGCACGCGCGCUUUCACGAGCUGCUACCACCGACUCCACCAACCCAUUCCUAACCACACUGGUGCCGAUGGCGGCGGCGUCGGAUACACUGACGAGUGUACUGCUGGGGCUAAGUGGAUGCCACUGGCGACGGGUGUAUCCCGGGAUCUGGAAGCGUGCGCUGGCACGACAAGGGCGGGCUCUAUCACAGGUAAACCAACUCCUCACUCGAAGUGGAUCGUAUCCAUAUACCCUGGAAGCCUGUGCCGCGGUACUGCUUCUCUGCCUCACAGAGCUAUGCGACGGCACCUCAAAAGUCUGGAAAUGGCAUCUCAAAGCAGCACGCACCCUCCUCGCUUCAGUAUCAGUCUCAUCAGAGACAGCAGAGGGUGCGUUUUGUAGAACACUCUUCCACUACCUCGACAGCAUGUCGACCAUCUCCCGCUGCAAGCCCCCUCUACUCCACAAAGGCCAGGGAAACAGCAGCGGUCUAGCCGAUAUUAUAGCCACGACUGAACCCACGAAUACCAGCCCCGCGGACCCAAUAUCCAGCAUGGCACCGGCUCUCCUUGACAUCCUGGGGAUGGUGAAUCUCCUCGCAGCCCACCGCAGCAGACGCAUCGACGAGCUAUCCGACCUCGGGUUCCGGACUGCCGCUGCACAGGUCCAGGCGCGAUUAGACAGCUGGCGUGCUGCGUAUGAUGAAUCUGCACCAGUGGAUAAUAGUGAAGCAGCAACAGCCUUCGAAUGGGCUGUGCGUCUCCGCCUACACCAGGUAAUAGACGGGUACGACCCUCGUCAUCCCGCUGUUGAAACGGCCCUUGAGCGGAUCCUGCAGGCUGUCUUGAGUAUCCCGUAUGGCAGCCCUGUGGAGGGUAGUCUUCUUUUCCCGCUGGUUAUCGCAGGCGCGAGUAGUACAGAUAUUGAAAAGCGCAUGCUCGCUAAGGAGAGACUGAUGGUUAUGGAGAAUACGCUAGGGUUUGGACAUAUUGGCCGGGCAAGGGAACUACUGGAGACGGUUUGGGCAGAGGAGCAGGAGUGGAACUGGGCCAGGGUGAGGUAUACUCAGUUCCCCGGGGUUGUAUUCAUUUAAUGAUCUACUGUCGACACGCCUUCUCUUUCACCAACUGUUCUAGAUGCAUUCGCAUGUCAUACCCGCACACCUCUUCGAUGGUCAAUUUCCCCGGCUGGUCCGCCCCAGAACUCCAGCCGAUGCGCUCGUUGAGAUUCUCUCUUGCCCGGAAACUGGCCUCUUGGACGCGGGUUGCGCGUGGUUUGCGCAGGCUUUCGUAUAAAUGUAGUCCGUCUGCAAUGGAGUACUGGGACUGGAAAUCGCGGUGGUAGAUGAGCCCGAGGGCGCCGGCAUCUUCGAAGGCCAUGCAUGAGCCUUGGGAUUGAUCAGGCAUCAUUGGGUGUGCUGUUUAGCUAAUUAAAUAAUUGAAUAAAUAGCUAGAUAUUAGGGGAAUACCGGCAUCACCAAGCAAGCACACCUUCCCUUUGGUCCAAUAUGGAUACGGCUCGUGUCGAUACACUUUAGCAGUACAAUAUCUGUUAGCAGCAUACAAACGAUGAAAUUGAAG